Molecule: messenger RNA, 735 nt
Organism: Bacillus rossius redtenbacheri
Lineage: Eukaryota; Metazoa; Arthropoda; Insecta; Phasmatodea; Bacillidae
Product: CCAAT/enhancer-binding protein beta-like
Exons: 5
Coding region: 1-735 (244 amino acids)
Biological process (GO): regulation of transcription by RNA polymerase II
Cellular component (GO): nucleus
Molecular function (GO): RNA polymerase II cis-regulatory region sequence-specific DNA binding; DNA-binding transcription factor activity, RNA polymerase II-specific
Source: RefSeq, a predicted model, not a curated record
AUGGCGUCGCGCGAGGACCGCGUGUUCGCGCUCGUCGUCGGCGGCGGCGACAUGGGCUCGCACCCGCACUGCGGCGCCUUCUCGGCGCUGCACCUGCUCAGGAGCUACAACCACCUGCUGUCGCAGCCAGUGGACCCGGUGGCGGCGGCGGCGGGAGUGGCCGGCUACCAGCCGCUGCCCCCGUCCGCGGCGGAGGCGGCGUGCUGCCGGGAGGCGGCUCUGGUCGACCCGGCGGCGGCGGUGGUACCAUUCGGCCUGCCGCCGCCGGGACUAGUGCCGCACGGCCUGCUGGGAGCGCUGCAGCCCUACCCGCCCCUGCUGCCCCUCAUCCACGACCACGCGGCCUGCGGGCUGCUGGCGAGGAUGCCUGGCUCGGGCAAGAGGCCGCGCGGCGAGAAGCGACCCAUCCCCGACGCCCAGAAGGACGAGAAGUACUUCGAGCGCCGCAAGAGGAACAACCAGGCGGCCAAGAAGUCCCGCGACGCGCGCAAGAUCCGGGAGGACCAGAUAGCGAUGCGCGCGGCCUUCCUGGAGCAGGAGAACUCCUUCCUGCGGACCCAGGUGCUGACCCUGCGCGAGGAGUCCCAGGCGCUCAGGCACCUGCUGCUGCAGGGGAAGGUCGACGCGCGACCGCCUCGCCCCCGCAGCGAGGACCUGGGGGUCGAAGCUGCGACCAGGGGACUCGGCCCCCGGGCGCUGGCCGCCGCCGACGGGGACCAUCGGUUCCACAGGUGA